Messenger RNA from Rhineura floridana, 5214 nucleotides. RefSeq names its product engulfment and cell motility 2 (gene ELMO2). Lineage: Eukaryota; Metazoa; Chordata; Lepidosauria; Squamata; Rhineuridae. Gene Ontology annotation, biological process: cell motility; actin filament organization. The transcript has 23 exons. Bases 1089 to 3293 code for a protein of 734 amino acids. The record is from RefSeq and is a predicted model, not a curated record.
CCUCUUCGGCUUCGCUCUCCUCCGGCCUGGCUCGCCUGCCCGCUCGAGGACCUGCCUGCGACGCGAGGCCCGCCCCGUCCUGCCCUCCCAGGUGCCGGGGGCCGCAAGGGGGCGGAGGCCAUGUGGGGCUCCUCGAGCGGGGGGCCGGACCCUCCCCCCGGCCGCCCACAGGAGGGCCUUGGCACGCUCCUCUCGCCUUCGCGGCUGGCUGCGGCUCCGGGCCGACUGGCUGGCCUCUCUGACUCUCUCCCUGCGCCCCGACCCAUCCCGCUAUUGGGGUCAUCCGGACGCGCCGCGGGGCAGCGGGCCCUUAGCGUAGCCUAGCCUGGCCUGGCCCGGCUCUCUGCCGAGGGGCUCGCUCCGUCCCUCCCGCGCUCGGCUGCUGGGAAGCGGGCGGAGAGGAGCGCCGAGGCGGCGCUGAGCUCCCCUUCCCCGUCCGUUGUCCGUCCGUCCAUGGGGGGCCCCGGGUGGCUCCUGCGUGAAGAAGGUCCCGGUCUGGGCGGACUUUGGGCCUGAUCCGGCCCCAGUGCUCUCCUCCUCCGGGAUACUGGCGGGGUCUCGGGGGUUCUUCGGCCCUGCCUUUCACCUGGGUGCUGCUUUCCUCUUGUCAAGAACCCAGAGCCGCCGGCCGCGUUUAUAAGGCCCGAGUGGAGAACCUCGGGAGGCGGCUGCCAGAAGUGCCACCCCCGGCGGCCCAAAUGUCGGCCCCCCCGUUGGACCUCCUGUCCGGCCCUCUGCCCUGCGUGUCUACACAGAGCCCCUCCCUGGCACCGAAUAAUGCUGGUUCCUCGUAGGGUUUGGCACUCUCUGCUUAUGACAGCCAGCUUCUGCUUGGGGUGUGAACUUGCCAGACUUGUGGCCGUGUUGCUGUUUCUCUGCUGCGUGGGAGCACGGAAGGGCAGCUGCAAACCUACCUCCCCUUAACCUUGGUAGAAGAGGCAGGCUGGAGUCUACAGUCCCCUAUUGCCCCCUGAGCUCAUUUCUCCCCUCAUCACUGUAGACAAGGGUGAAUGUUGCCAGGAGACUUGUGACAGGUUUGGGAGGCCCACUCCUCUCCCCAUCUGUGAGAUACUCAAAAGUCUGGGGAGAUGCCACCUCCCUCAGACAUUGUCAAGGUGGCCGUGGAGUGGCCUGGUGCCAAUGCCCAGCUGCUGGAGAUAGAUCAGAAGCGGCCCCUGUCGUCCAUCAUCAAGGAAGUGUGCGAUGGGUGGUCACUGCCCAACCCUGCGUACUACACGCUCCGCUAUGCUGAUGGGCCGCAGCUGUACAUCACGGAGCAGACUCGAUGUGACAUCAGAAAUGGGACCAUCCUUCAGCUGGCGGUUUCCCCGUCCAGGGCUGCCCGGCAGUUGAUGGAUCGGACCCAGUCGCACAGCAUGGAGGCCCGACUGGAGGCCAUGAAGGAGCUGGCCAAACUCUCUGCGGAUGUGACCUUUGCCACCGAGUUCAUCAACAUGGAUGGCAUCGCAGUGCUCACCCGCCUCAUGGAAAGUGGCACCAAGCUCCUCUCCCACUACAGUGAGAUGCUGGCAUUCACCCUGACAGCCUUCCUGGAGCUCAUGGACCAUGGCAUUAUCUCUUGGGAUAUGGUGCCCCUCACCUUCAUCAGACAGAUUGCAGGGUAUGUGAGCCAGCCAACGGUGGAUGUCUCCAUCUUGCAGCGCUCCUUGGCCAUCCUGGAAAGCGUGGUGCUGAACAGCCAGAGCCUGUACCAGAAGAUUGCAGAAGAGAUCACUGUGGGGCAGCUUAUCUCCCACCUGCAGGUUUCAAACCAGGAGAUCCAGACGUAUGCCAUUGCCUUGAUCAACGCCCUCUUUCUGAAGGCACCUGAGGACAAGAGACAGCAGCAGGAGAAGCUUCUUCACCCACUAGACCUGCCUUGCACUGAGAUGGCAAACAUCUUUGCCCAGAAGCACCUGCGCUCCAUCAUCUUGGCACAUGUAAUCAGAGGUAACCGCCCAAUCAAAACGGAGAUGGCCCAUCAGCUGUAUGUGCUUCAGGUCCUGACCUUUAACCUCCUGGAAGAGCGGAUGAUGACCAAGAUGGACCCCAGUGAUCAGGCCCAAAGAGACAUCAUUUUUGAGCUGCGAAGAAUCGCCUUUGAUGCCGAGUCGGAGGGCAGCAGCAUUGCUGGGGGCGGGACAGAGAAGCGCAAAGCCAUGUACACCAAGGACUACAAGAUGCUUGGCUUCACGAACCACGUCAACCCUGCUCUGGACUUCACCCAGACCCCACCAGGGAUGCUGGCCUUGGACAACAUGCUAUACCUGGCCAAAUGCCACCGGGAUACCUAUGUCAGGAUUGUCCUGGAGAACUCCAGCCGGGAGGACAAGCACGAGUGCCCCUUUGGACGCAGCGCCAUCGAGCUCACCAAGAUGCUUUGUGAGAUCCUGCAGGUCGGAGAACUUCCUAACGAGGGCCGGGACGACUAUCACCCCAUGUUCUUCACACACGACCGCGCCUUUGAAGAGCUCUUUGCCAUCUGCAUCCAACUCCUCAACAAGACGUGGAAGGAGAUGAGAGCCACAGCCGAGGAUUUCAACAAGGUGAUGCAGGUGGUGCGGGAGCAGAUCACCCGGGCCCUGCCCUCCAAGCCCAGCUCCCUGGACCAGUUCAAGAGCAAACUGCGUGGCCUGAGCUACUCGGAGAUCCUGCGCUUACGCCAGUCGGAGCGGAUGAGCCAGGACGAUUUCCAGUCCCCGCCCAUCAUGGAACUGCGGGAGAAGAUCCAGCCCGAGAUCGUGGAGCUUAUCAAGCAGCAGCGUCUGAACCGGCUCUGUGAAGGGAGCAGCUUCCGCAAGAUUGGGAACCGGAGGAGGCAAGAGCGCUUCUGGCACUGCCGCCUGGCCUUGAACCACAAGAUGCUCCACUACGGGGAUCUGGAGGAUAACGCCCAAGGGGAGGUGACCUUGGAGUCCCUGCAGGAGAAAAUCCCUGUUGCAGACAUCAAGGCCGUUGUCACUGGGAAAGACUGUCCCCACAUGAAAGAGAAGGGAGCCCUGAAGCAGAACAAGGAGGCCCUGGAGUUGGCCUUCUCCAUCCUCUAUGACCCAGAUGAGACCCUGAACUUCAUCGCACCCAAUAAAUAUGAGUACUGCGUCUGGAUUGACGGCCUCAACGCCCUCCUGGGGAAGGACAUGGCCAGCGACCUAACCAAGAGUGACCUCGACACACUGCUGAGCAUGGAGGUGAAGCUGCGCCUGCUGGACUUGGAGAACAUCCAGAUCCCGGAGGUGCCUCCGCCCGUCCCCAAGGAGCCCAGCAGCUACGAUUUCGUCUACCACUACGGCUGACCCCAGCAGUGCCUGACGGGAGCCCCUGCUCUCCCGCUGGUGCAGGACUUGAGCUGGCCAUUCCUGGCUGGCUGGCUGGCGAGGGAGGAAGGAACCAUUCUCCUCUUGGACUGCAGGGAAGAAUCCUGCCAUGCUGGGGGGGUGUUUUGGUUUGUUUUGUUGUUUGCCAUGAGACCUGCUCCCUGUGGCAGGCCCUCCCCCCACGUUGCUUUGUAUGGCCCAUAGAGGCAACCACAAGCCACUCGAGGGCAGUGCCCGGAGUUAGCCUGAGCAUUGCAGACACCCCCCAGGGGUGUGGCCUUUCCUGUUGCGUGUGGCAGAGCAGUCCUGGGCAUGCCUUUGCUUGCCACUCCCCCCCCCCCCACUGUGCUUGACCUGAGGCAGCUAAGGAGGUUCCUCCUCUUCCCUGUGGUGGCCUCUGAGGGAGACUUGCAGCCCUUUCUUCAGAGCUGGUGCUUCCCCUGUGGGCCAGCGACCACAGCUGCAGUGGCCGAGUGGGUCCCAGAGUGGGAGGUGGGACGCAGCUGAUCCUGGAGCCUUUGGCCCCAGUGUGCGCCGCUGGAGGAGGAGGGCACUGAGUACCCCCCACCUCUGCCAUGUCUUCUGUGGCAUAAGGAAAGCUGCACGCUGCCUGGCCAGCCUCUGUCUCUCGGGAGAGGGGCUGGGGAGGGCAGGAUUGGGCUGCUGCCUCUCAGCAGUAGGGCGCAGGCUGGACCUGUCACCCACCCCCCAUGCGCACACACACACACACACACACACACUCUUUCCAUUAAAGGCUCUUUUCCUCCUAUGGGGGGUUCCUGCUUCCUCUUUCCUCCCACAGGCAGCCAGCGCAUGGUACAGCCAGCGCAGGUGCAGCUUGGGGCCAGGCAGUGCCUGCUGCCGACUGCGGUGAAGCAGAAACAGGACCGUCCCAUUGGAGGGAGAAGGGACGUCCUGCUUCUUGCUGAUGCAAAGGGCAGAAGAUGGAGCCGCCCACAGAACACAAUGCCCCAAUGCAAGGAUUUCCGUACAGAUGUUGAGUGGGCAACAGCAUGUCCCCCUCUUCUGAAAGUGAGCAGUAAACAUGGGCAUUUUGUGAGGUUGUAAGCAAUGGAAAAAUUGCCCUGCAGUUUUAAGUGCAGCAUAACCUUGUUUGUCAGGUUUGAGGAGGAAGAUGCAGUGCCCAAGAGAGUGUUGCUUGUGUCACCUUGGCACAGCAGCCUCAUGUUACACCCAUGUGGAAGGGAGGGGGCAGCCAGAGAUUAUUAUGAAUGGUUUUUAUACCACCUUUCAGUCUUAGUGCCCUUUACAAAAAAGAAUUAAACAAGACUGUCAAAAAUGCAUUCUCUCUCCCUGUAGCUGUGCCCGUGAGCCUGCACUGUAGUUUGGGGGUGGUCUGUCUCCCUGAUUUGUGCUUACCACCCACCCCUCCAUUUCUCCCCUCCUGGGGCUUCCGGCAACUGGUUUUCAGAAGCAUGCUGCCUUUGACUAGGGUGGCAGAGCACAGCCAUCAUGGCUAGUAGCCACUGAUAGCCUUUUCCUCCAUGAAUUUUUCUCAUCGUAAAGGGUUAAAAUUGCAGGGAGGGAGCUCCUGGCGGGGGAGUGUUCUUUCUGUAGCUGACAUGGUGCAGAGGCAGUAAUUCCCCUCCCGGGCGGCCAGUUGCAUUCCAGCGGAAAGCCGGCCCUGCCAAUAACGGGAGUCCUAGCCGGCCAGAGCGCACGCACAUGCCGCAUACCAGGGCUUCCUGAAUGUCGUUCAGCGAGCUUCAUCCAGGUGGUCCAUGGCAUGCCUAUGUUAAAUAUCCAUAUUGAUGUUAAUUGUAUUUUUAUUCCUCCUUUUAUUUCUUUUGUUGUAUUUUUAUUGUGUUAACUGUUUGGAUCCUAAAGAGUGCAGAUAGGAAUAAAACACAAGAAAUAAAGAAGCAAAUACAAUUCAAAA